Molecule: messenger RNA, 3150 nt
Organism: Nilaparvata lugens (brown planthopper)
Lineage: Eukaryota; Metazoa; Arthropoda; Insecta; Hemiptera; Delphacidae
Product: wolframin
Exons: 14
Coding region: 365-2848 (827 amino acids)
Biological process (GO): calcium ion homeostasis; endoplasmic reticulum unfolded protein response
Cellular component (GO): endoplasmic reticulum membrane
Molecular function (GO): protein binding
Source: RefSeq, a predicted model, not a curated record
AAAUUUACUUUUUUGUUUUUGCCCCUUACCUGCUAAAAGAAAUGGAAGUUGAAUGUUUUCGCUAUGUUCUGACCUGAAUUUUGUACAAAUUACAGGAUUUAUAGUUAAUUCUCUGAAAAUAUUCUUAAAAGCCUAAUGCUGAGGUUGGAUCAGCUUUAGUUUUGAGCUAUCAUAAUUAAAAAAUAUUGCAAAUUUAUAUAAUACCAUACGAUGACAUUUAAGUGAGGUUAAAAGUGAAAAGCAUCAGUAUCUUAUCAAUUCUCUUGUUUGAUGAAUGAUUUUGCUUAUUUUAAAUUGAAAUGAUACCCGUUAUUUAAUAGAAAAAAUAUUCAUUGUGUGCUUGAUAGUUGAUUUAGAUUGAAACAUGGCUGCAGUAUUCCCAGUUUCAGUGAAAUCUAGCAGAAAGCACUGGACCUUAUACAAUGGCAUGAAAGGACCUUUGAAGAGUUUCUGCAGUGAAGUAGCUGAGGAUGACUGUCCAGACGCGCAAGUUGUACUGGCUAAGGAACUGCUCCAUCAGACUACAGAUCAGGAUGCAGACGCGGAAGAAAACGCCAGAUUAGGAGUUUACUGGUUGAUGAAAGCGUCUGAACAAGGCCAUCAAGAGGCGACUACCAUUCUUCGACACUGUCUCGAGACAGGCCAAGGUAUGACUGAGCAUAAUUUUCUGGAUGUAAAAGCCUGCCUUGCCAUGUCUCGAGAAGAAAAACUUGCUAGGCGAGCUGCAAAAGAAGUAUUCGCUAGAUUAUCAUCGGGAGAAGAUUUCAUAAGCAGUGAUCAGUUACAAGACCGCAUGAAGCACCUCGAAGCGAAACCGUCUACGAGUACAAGCAACGAGUCACCUCAACAAGACAGCAAAACCAAAGCUUCCGUAUCAGCAGACUGGAAAGAGAGGUGUAAUAAUGGUGGAGAGAAGCUGACUGAAGACAUGCUGGUGUCAGCUGCGAGCACAUAUUCGCGUGGAGAGUUGCCUCUGGUGCAGCGCAGCCUCUCCUUGGACAGCCAAUCAGAACUUAGGCACAACUUCCUCUGCUCAGUCAUUCUCCUUCCCUUCUCCGCUAUCCAUUCUUCCUGUCACCAAAUAAUUAACACCAUUGGUCGACACAGUUAUAGACAUAUCUGGCCGAUUGUGAUGGCUAAUAUUCAGGCUGCAAUAAUGGUUUCUCUCUUCCUAUUUUUCGGCCUUGAUGGACUGAUAUCAAUGUUACCAACUGCUAUUUAUUUUGGAUCUCUUAUUGUUAUGGUUGUCACCACUUGCCAAGCACUGUCAAGAAAGCAAGACUUCCAUCUGUUUCGAAGGUGGUCGAAUUUGUUCAUAGCCUACUCGAACGGAGAGCUGAACGCGGGUGACGCGGAAUACCAGUACUGUCGCAAUAACACACAGCCGUUCAUCAUAUUCUUCGUGGCGCUGAUCGUGCAUCUGCUGAUGACGCCCUCCUUCGUCGCGCCCCACCUCUCCUCCCCUCAGUCCGAGAUCACAGUCGUCGCCUUCAUUUUCACUUUCCUCACUCUCUACAAUUUCACCAUCUCACCCUCGCGACAAGGCGGAAAGUCUUCGCCGGAUGUACUAGCUCUGCUGUCGUUCGGAGUACACGUACUGGCCAAGUACCCUUACGAGACGGACACUGUUGUCAGUCGAGGCUGGAGGUUCAUUGAUGUGCAAGUCCCAACCUUUGCAUCUUAUAUUGUUGGUAACGGCGUUGAGUUUUGUUUGAACUUUAGGGCAUUGUUCUACCUGGUUAUCCCAGCGAUUCUGGUCAAAAUGGCCGUUCGGGACAAUUUGAAAGGAAUCUAUUUGUCGCUGGUGCCACAUUGUAUGUCUCUUGCUUGGUGGCAGGUGGCAGUGCUCGCAUCGCAAGGUGCCACUUGGUACGGCCUGAUCAGGAGUGCUCUGGCGCUGGUCGGCUUUGUGCUGUUUGUGCCGUUGGCAGGCCUGGCGUCCAUUCUGGUGCCCCUGUUGGCCGUCGGCAAGUUCCUCGUCGAAACGGAUGAGUUCAAGGACAUUGAGGUGACCGCCUGCAUCGCCUCGCUGCCUGUUCUGCUCGCCUUCUAUGUGCGCAGCAAGAGGAGUCAAGAGGCCAAAUCAUAUCUUGGCUGGAUUCAAUUUGUUCUAUUGAUGUUGGCGGGAGCGCUGCUGGUGUGGCCGGCAGUGCACCUGACAAAGCCGAGUCCGUUCCCGACCCUGAAGGGCGUGCCGUCGACGGUGACGUGGACCCAGUACCGCGAGUACUGUUCGAGUGGAGCCACGUCCACCGUCAACAUGCAGCUGAGAUGCGCCGGCCUCGCUGGCCAGCCGAUCAAGUGGGACGGCCGGGUCGGCGCUACGCGAAUGGUGCGUGUGCACAACCCCAUUGCGCGCAUGGUCGGUCGGCUGCCUUUUUCGGUACAAUCGAUUCUAAACUGUUGGCUGGGUGAGAAGUUUGACGUGGAAGACUGUCACAAAGUGAAGGAGUUAGAGUGUGCAACUCCACCGGAACUUACAGACAGAUGUCAUCUGACUAAUUGGAACAGAUACGAGUUCGAAUUGGAUAUUCUGAUGACGUCUGGUAUCUGGAGGGGUGGCGAGUUUCAAGUGACUCUGACCGCUGGCAAUAACUUCUUGAACUUCACGAGGUCGUUGGUGGAAGGCGACCACGUGUGGUUCACAGGCGUCAUCACCGGAGACGCGGCUGGCCUCCUGACUUCGGACAGUGCCUGGGUCGAGCUCAAAGAGAUCGGCUGUCUCAUUUGCAGGGACGAAAGGCUGAAGGCUGCCAAGAGCAACCAAGUGUUCACCUUGUUGUCAAUCUACUCGGGCUUCAAAGGUCUUCUCAACUUUCUGUUCAAUCCGAUUGUGAUAUUCCGGUGAAUUCGAAAGACUCUUGUAGUGAUGGAUGAAUGAUAAAGUUGAUGAAUCUCCAGUUGACAUAAUAUGAAGGUUGUAUUAGUAUUGAUAGAUAUUUUUAGUGAUGUGUAGUGCGAAACCCUGCCUUCUUUCUUGUCAAUUAUUCUUUUAAUUAUUUGAGGCGCCUGUUUAACAUUGUUGCGUUUGUACCAUGAGAAAGUAUUAAUUUAUUCUAUACUAUUUUUGUAAAAAUGAUUUCUUAUUUUCAACUAAUCGUUUUUCUUUAUUCUUGUAAUGAAAUAAAAGCAAUAUCAUUUCAACAACAA